Molecule: messenger RNA, 8854 nt
Organism: Asparagus officinalis (garden asparagus)
Lineage: Eukaryota; Viridiplantae; Streptophyta; Magnoliopsida; Asparagales; Asparagaceae
Product: pentatricopeptide repeat-containing protein At3g58590
Exons: 2
Coding region: 113-2218 (701 amino acids)
Biological process (GO): RNA modification
Molecular function (GO): RNA binding; protein binding
Source: RefSeq, a predicted model, not a curated record
CAAGGGGGAUAAUAUCGGGGGCUGGGAUCAGAUUUUGAUUUUUUGGGCCUCGAUGUAAUUUUUCCAAAAACAAAUAACUUUUAUCCCUACCCAGUUCGACCAUGCUCUUCGAAUGUCAUCAAACCUCCUCCCCAUCGUAAAAUCCCAACAUAAAAUCCUCAUUCAUCGUCCCUUCUCCUCCUCUCAUCGCUCCUACAAUGCCGUUCAUCUCUCGACGAAAGAUCACCACGUGCUCGACGAAACGCCCCAACGAAGCUCCGCCUCCUACGACUCCGCCAUCGCCGCAAGCUGCCGCAGCGGACACGUGUCCGAAUCCUGCGCUCUGCUCUCCAGGAUGAUGGCCCUCAAUCUCAGGCCCACUCGCUUCACCUUCGUCCCAAUCCUCUCCUCCCAGCCUUUGGACUUCUCUUGUGGGACCCACUUGCAUUCUUUGCUCAUCAAGACUGGACUUGUUCACUCCGAUCCUUACUCGGCGACUGCUUUAAUGGGCCACUAUGCGACACACCGGGGAUUUGAAGAAGCGGUCAAGUUGUUCGACGAAAUGCCUGUUAGGACGCUGGUCACGUGGAACUGCAUCAUUGCUGGCUUCUCUCAAACGGGUUUUGUUCAAGACUCUUUCGUUUUGUUCCGUGAGCUCUUACGGUCUGAGUUUGGACCGUCAGAGUCUUCAUUUCUCAGCGUGCUUUCUGGAUUUCAAUCUUCGGAGAGUUCGUGUUUGCUUGAGCAGGUGCAUGGAUUGGUGCUUAGGUUGUCUAUGGGUUCUUAUUCUGGUGUUUCGAAUGCGCUGCUGUAUGCGUACUCCAAUUGUUUUACCGAUACUGUAUCUGAGAGGUUGUUUGGGGAUUUAUCCGUAAAAGAUUUGGUUACUUGGAAUACGAUUAUUGCUGGUUUUUCUAGGAGUGCAAUGCCUGAGAGAGCUCUGGAGUUCUUUUUUGAAAUGUUGUCACAGGGGGUGUCUCUUAAUGAGAACACACUUGCUAGCGUUCUCGUUGCAUGUAUUGCUCUUAAUUCUCUAGUGUGUGGGGAGCUUAUCCAUGCGAAAGCUGUCAAGCAUAAUUUGAGUACAAGUGUUUAUGUAGGGAGUUCGUUAGUUGAUUUUUAUGCAAAGAGCAAAAGAUGGGAGGAUGCAUAUGCUAUGUUCAGUGAAGUUCCGAACAAGAAUGUCGUCACUUGGAAUGCUUUGAUCACGGGCUACUCAAAUAAGGAUUCCAGUGAUAUGCUAGUGCUUGUUAGAGAGAUGUUAUGUUCUGGGUUCAGACCCAAUGAGUUCACAUUCUCUUCUAUUCUCAGAAAGGCUUCUGCUUUGGAUCUUUGGCAACUUCAUUCAUUAGUUAUAAGGAUGGGAUAUGAAAACAAUGACUAUGUUUCUACUGCUUUGAUUUCCUCUUACGAUGCUCAUGACAUGACUUCUGAUGCCUUGGCUUGUACUUCAGCUUCAGACUGUUCAAUUCAUGUUGCUCCCAGUAAUGUUCUAGCUGGUAUUUACAACAGAAUGGGCAGAUACAAAGAUACAAAGGAGUUGCUUCUCCAGCUUCAAUACCCUGAUACUAUUUCAUGGAACAUAUUAAUUGCUUCUUGUGCAAAAAAUGGGGAAUACUCUGAGGCUCUACAAUUGUUCAAAAGACUGCAAAUUGCAGGAAACCUUCUAGAUAACUACAUGGCUGUGAGUCUGUUAAGCAUUUGCUCAAAGAUCAACAACCAUGGAUUGGGUAGUACACUUCACGGGCUUAUUAUUAAGACCAAUGCUGGAUAUUCUGAAACUUUUGUCUCUAAUGUAUUAAUGGAUAUGUAUGCUAAGUGUGGUAGCCUCAAGAGUUGCUUGAGGGUUUUUCGAGAGAUGGGAGAGAGGAAUCUUAUGUCAUGGACAUCUCUGAUAUCAGGCUUUGGACUUCAUGGUCGAAUGAAUGAGGCACUGGAGACAUUUAUGCAAAUGAAAUCAGAUGGAUAUAGGCCUGAUAAAGUUGCAUUUCUUGCAGCGCUUUCAGCCUGUAGGCAUGGUGGAUCAGUUGAACAUGCAAUGUUGUUGUUCGAAAAUAUGAAAAAUGUUUAUGGCAUUGAACCAGAGAUGGAUCACUACAUAAUAUUAGUGGACUUGUUGUGUGGGUAUGGGCAUCUUAAAGAGGCCGAAAAGAUGAUUUAUGGAAUGCCUUUCCAACCAAAUCCUGUGAUAUGGCGAAUCUUUCUCCGUGGUUGUCAGACGUAUCAUCAAUUUUUGUGACUUCAUAAAUGAUUGUGAUCGUUCGGAUUCUGAGCUUCUAGCAAGAUGCCACUUCAUGAUUCUGUGUAACGAGAUUACAGAACCACACUGGUCACUUUUUAAGAGGUGGUGGCUUUUUCUUCUUAUUGCAUUAUUUGGGCUUAAUUUCCAAUUGCUCCCAAUCAGAGGAAAUCCAGAUGGAGCUAUAUGCAACUUCAAUACAUGCAAACAAAAAUACGCAAAUGUUUGAUUAGCUGCAGUCAGAACUGCAUGUAAAUGAGAGCCUUUUGAAGCCAAUUGUUGCAGAUGGAUGUCGUUAAAAAAAACUGAAAAGGCUGUUACACCAGUUAUAAUAACUCUUUUAGAUUCAAAAUUACUUCUUCCAAGCUACAUGCUAAACGCAUUCUUCAUUUUUUCCCCAGUAGGUGUUUCAGUCAAGGUUGUUUAGGCCAAAUAAGAUCUAUGUCCUUAACUGCAGCUAUAAUAUCUUCAUGCAGUUGAGGUGAAUCUCAUGCCAUAUCAAACAAAUACAACCGCUGAUUGUGAACAAGAUGUGCCAAUAAAUCUUCAGAACUUAGGUGAAUGUGUAAAAAUUGUUUGAGGCUGCAUUGAUACUGGUGGGGGAAAUUUCAAGAGACAAACCCAAGCUAAAGACUGAAAUAAUGUUGGAAAAUAUAUUAUUAAAGUUCACUGAGUAGACAAUCUAAAUUUGGAUUUCAAGAUAUGCACAAGCAGAAACAUGAUAAAAAACAUCUUGUUGAUGCCAUUACUCAUUACAGUAAUAAAGAAUUUAGGAUCUGUUUUACUAUUAUUUUGUUAAAAUCUCAUUGCUAGAAUCUGAAGACUGGAUUGGACUGAACUGGAUAUUUGCUGAGGGGUUUACUUCUUUUAGUUAGAGUCAAAUUAGGAUUCACAUUGGACUUAGUCUCUUCAGGAAAUUAAUGAGUAUUACUUGAAAAAGAGUUAGGAUAUUACUGGAGAUAACUAAGGAGAUAGUAUUGCUUGUUGGCUGUGGGAUCCACAGCUAUCAGUGCAUUUGUUGAUAUUUAAAAGGGAGACUGCAGAUCUUCUUGAGUUAAAAUAUUUCUGGUAUAUGCUGCUGUAAGGUUUUGAUGAGGUCAACUAUGUUUCCGAAAUGAAACAUUGUUUUUUUAGUAGAUGCGUAGAAAGCAUCUUUAUUAAGUUUUUUUGUCCCUUUCCCUUUUCUUUUCAUGAACUCUUGAGGACUUGUUUGGGUAAUUUGAAUAAAUUCUUCGGAGAUCUUGUGGUUGAAAACCCUUCAAUUCAUCCUUGUUUUCUUAUACAGAAACCCAUAGAAUUCCAAAAGCUAUUAGAAGAAUUUAUGACAUGACCGAAGUGGACGGAGUCCAUAUUUAUCUUUUUCAACUGAGGAUUGGACCAAUGUGGGGGGAUUCGAACAUGAGGAUGUUUUGGUAUAUCCCAUGGACAGUUGCCACUUUCCACAUUCUUAGGAAUUGAAGCUACCCAGUCAAGCUCCAAGUGUUUUUAACUUUUAAUUCCCUCCAUGUAUAUUAACUUUUCUCCGAUCUAUCAUUUUCCUUUAUUUAGGCCCAUCACCUUGCAAAUGCACUUUAAAACAAAUUCAGUUUCCACACUCACCAAUCACAAUUUAAUUUAGUUUGUAUCUGUGCAUGAGUGGCAAAUGCAUGCAUUUGUUAAAAGAGGGGUUUCCUUGUAUCAUAUGGUACUCAAGUUUCUGUAAUAUUUUAUUUAUGUCUUUGAAGUAUUUGAGAACAUUAUUUGACAUAGAAAAAUUAGACUCUAGUCUCUGAUAACAUUGGCAAGAACUCAUGUGAUGUAGGCAUUUGGGUGGAUCCCUAAAGAUUCUGCCAGCAUUAGGGUUUGGAUACGAGUAUGGGUGCUAAAAGGUAGGAUACAUGGACAUGAUUCUAUAUGCAUAUUAAAAAUAAUAAUGUCCAUGAGAUCAGUAUUGUUGUUUCAUUCGCAUUGUAUGAAAACUAAAAUUCCUAGACAUUUUCACAUUUUGUUAUUAAGUAGAUUAUACAUAUUGAAAAUAAUAAUGCACAUGAGAUCGAUAUUGUUGUUUCAUUCACAUGGUAUGCAAACUAAAAUUCCUAAAUAAAAAUUUUGUUUUUAUUAAGAAAAUUAUAAAUUGGAAAACGGCUCAUUCUUGAACUAGAUAUCUAAACGACCUUUAGAGUCAUAUUUCCGUACUGAGUAUAGGUUGAAACAAACCCGAUUUGCGUGCAAGUUGCAGAAAGUGGAUGUGAAGUAUAAGAUAUACCCCUAAGAAGUGUAUGCUGAAUACUUCAAACUAAAACAUGUAUUAUAUAAUUGAGUACACAUUUGAAUAAAUGUAUGCAUAUAUUCAAGGAGUGUCAGAGUCAGACAUGGAAAUGGGGAGUGUCAGACACCUGUAUGGUAGCCCAGAUGGGGGUGUUGGGGUACCUUAGGUAGUAAUACUUGUGGCAAAAGGUUGUAUGAGAUAGCACUCCCUCACGUGCUCUGCACACACAGCCUUUUUGAAAUCUUUAACUGCUCCCUGCCCUACAACAAAAUAGCUCAUGUCUCAAAUCUUAUAUUUAAAGUAUACUCGAAAUGAACCAGGUAUUAGUCAUCAAAGUUCAAGUACUCUCCAGCUUUAUUCUCGUUUAUUACACAACCAUUGCAAAUUAUAGAAUUUCAGACCUUUCCUUUUCUCGAAAUUCUCUUAAGUCCCUUUUCCCAACCACAUUUCCUGCCUUCUCUAUUAUUAAGGUCUAGUAUCAGUAUUUUAUCCUUCUUAAGCCCUCUACAAGGAUGCAUAAUAUUCAACCAAGCUAGCGUCUUGGAGCUAUCCAUGUUCAUUUUCUGUCGUUUUUCACUGUGAGUAGCUCCUGAUAAUUGACAACUCACUGUAGAGUGAAAAAUCUGCAGUAAGAAGCUUAUUUGCGACCUAGCAAAGCUUAAUCUACCCAUAUGUAAUGAGUGACACGAAUCAAGAAGAGCCAGAAACCCAGAAACAUAGCCGUCCAAGACUCCCUUAGCUUUUCUCCAUCUCUUUUACUAUCUAUGGAAAGUAUAUUGGAGUCAACAUCUUUGCAUUACUUGGUAGUCUGUUUCAUGUUAAUAUUCUUUCUAUGGAAAGUAUUUCUGUUCCAAUAAACACGCCUAAUUUAAUUCAAACAGAAUACAUGGUGCAGAUAAGGAAACCAACCCCUUUAUAUUUUUUCCCUCACCUUUGAUACAACCUACAGGCAGGAGCCAUUUCUUGAUAAAAGUUCUAGCUAACCUAUUCUGUCAUGAGACUACUAGAUAUAGGCCAUGGUUGUAGCGUCUCUUAUCUCUAUUACUCUCUUGAUUUUGAUUAGUCUGCCGGAGUUAAUUGUGUAUCUUAUCAUUCUACUUUAUCCAGUCGGGCAGGAUAAGCUUCAUCAUUUUCAUCUAAGGAUUCAAUCACUGGUUGAAGUUGUCUGGGCGGUACUUCUAUUGUGUAUUAGAUGGAGUGGUUGAAACCAUAAAAAUAUCAGUAUUGUAUAGUCACAACUAUUCUUUUAUCUGAACUUUUUGUUGAAGCCCACAUCAAAUUUGAUAUCUUAUUUGUGGAUAAGGUCACUCUGAAUUUUCUAUUGACCUCCAUUAAGGAUGUCUUGGCUAGUGAAGUAAUCAGUGCAGAAUAAAAGAUUGUUAUCUCUUUAUCUUGUUUUUUGUUUUCACAUUUCAUUUCCUUGUUCUUUCAGCAACAAUUUAUAUCCUUUGGUUUUAUUUGAUUGUACAGGCGAAUGAAAUAGAACAAAGGAAACAAAUAGGAGAAUGAACCUUGUAAUCUUUCCGCUUUAUCUCGACUCUUGCUUUAGAUAAAUAUUAAGAGUUGCUCCUAGUUAUGCAAAAUUGAAUCUCAUAAACCAGUGAAUACAGCCUCUUUACCUGCCAGCUGGUGACAAGAUUUCAUGGAAGCCCCUUUUUCUUGUAUGUAAAUUGUCUUAGAAUGUGACACCGAAGUUAUCAGUUUCUAUCAGAGUGAUAGCUGGUUGUAGGAUUUUUUUUUUCCCUUUUUUCUCCAUAGUCCUGCAAAUGUUUCUUAUGUUAGAGUGGUGAUAAAGACUGACUUUAUCUGAAUAAAAAACUUUUUUGGUUGAAGAUGAUGGUUCAACAAUCAACUGUAGGUAAUUGGUUAACGUCUUUACUUGAAGAUAGGUUUUAAUUAGUGGAAUCUGGAUAAACUCAGCUUUCCAUUCUUUUUCAUUCUUGAUAAUUAAAACCAAGCGCACGUUUUAAAAUACGAUAGAGUUUGAGGCAAAUAUAUGCAGUAUAUCCUUAUUAAAUGGCCAAGUUGCGUAGCAUCAAUCUCUUUUUUUUUUUUGCCUCUUUCUUAAUGCUUUUAGGCAAGGAAAACCUGCUGAGGAUUUGCUAACCAACACUGGAUAAUUAUAUUCCUUUCUAUUUAAGAGUGUAGUAACCUGCUGCAAUUGCUUGCCACUUUCUGAGUUUAUGUCAGGUUGAUUGUCUUUUUUACAAGAAAAAACUGGUAUCCAGCACAUAGUUACGCCAUCAAAGUAGAGUGGACGUGAAAAUGGACCAUGCAUGUAAAGAUGUAUGAUGAUUGGUUAGAGCACUGAGGAUCAUCUUAUCUUUUUAAUUUUGGGUACAUUAUCAUAUAUAAGUCAACUUAUGCUGACUUAAAUAUAAUAAGGCAAGACUUUUAGGACACACGCCGAUAACAUUAUAUAUAAUUCUUUAGCAUUCUACAAUGCUGAGUCAUGAAGAAUGUGUGUGCGAACAUGGGAAGAAUAAUUAUGUAACUUAGUGACUCUCUUAUGUACUUUAUUGAGGGAAAGCAGAUGAAACACUUAAGAGAUGGAUGAAAUUUGUCAAUAACUAAUGACAUUCAAAGUUUCAGUUAGAUUAUUCCGAGAGUGGAGUUUCUGGUGCUAUAAUGUCCAUGAAAUCACUUGAGUCCAACCGGCGAGGAUACAUAGUCUUUAUAUCGGAAUUGAACAGUAGUUGAAUCUAUGUGAUAGUAAUUGAGGGUCUGAAAGGAAAUCUCUGUUUAAGUAUUUUAGCCAAACAUCAUGCUAGAAUGUUUCAUGGUAUGAUGCUGUGCUCACGCAUGAUAUUUCUUUGGAAGUUUUAUUUUCUUGCACCAACUUAAGAUGAUUGCUACUGGUUUAACUACUUCUCAUUCUCUUGAAAAAUUAAUUCAUUAUGUUUAUCUAGGUCCAAGUGCAAACACAGCAUUCUUUAUGUUUCUUAUUGCAUGACAAUUGAACUUCGAGUUUAAAGCUGCCACCAUUUCAUAGUUCUAACACAUUACAGUUGCACUAUCUAGUUUAAGAAGACACGUUUGUUUUUUAUCACUUCGUUCUUCACCACUAAACAUAAUGAGCCAAAAGUGAAGGAAACUAAAGAGGACUUCACACACAAAUAUUUCAAACUAAUUUAAUAAGGGUCACAGGCUUAUACAUAGCAAUAUAAUUUCCUCCCUCUCCCUCUCUCUCUCCCUCUCCCUCUCUCUCUUUUCAUGGUAUCAGACACACCACUAAAAAGACCAAACUGCCAAAAAGAAUCCUGAAAAGAUUCUUGGAACUAAUGAUGUUGAGGAUCUGGACCACCUGGGCUCAGCCGCUUUGAUUCAUAAGAACUCCUCUCUCCUGGCAUUGCUCCUGAGAUCAUCUUGAACAUUGUGUUCUUUGCAUCCUUUGGCCUCUCAAUGGAUUCCCUUAGAACUCGUGAUUCCAAGCACCAAAUGGAGAAAGACAUAAUCAGAAUGAAGCAUAAAAGAAUCUUUGGACUGAAAGACUUCAUAUCCUAUCUUAUUAACAGGAGUAGAAGUAGGAUGUGGGCAAGAGUCUAAGGCAUCAGGUCUUCAGUUUUUAUAGUAGUUUCUUCACAUUUUAAAACCAUAUGGAGCCAAACGUGUGUUCUUUUCUUUUGUGAUUAAAUUUGUCUUUUUAUGCAGUCCCUUCUCCACCCCACUUAACGGUUUCUUUGAGAAGGGAGGAAAAGUUUUGCCACUCAGCAAAAGUGAUUGUCCUUCGCCGACCUAAUUGUAAACUAAAUGGUUUGGUAGGCCAUCCAAGUUUGAGUAUCACUGGUAUCCACUAUGAACUAUCCUUAAUCAAAUUUUGACCGACAUUUGCAUGCUGCACAGAGAGUUGUAUUUAUUGGUAUUUUUGAGGUUUUUAGUACAGAGGUUUUAUCCGUUUUUAUAAUGCGUGUAUAUGUUAGUAUCACUGACUGUUUUGAUAAUUUGAUUAGUAAUCUGGAUUUGCUUCUUCCUUUCUUUCUCAGUUAUUUUUGUUAAUGCAGAUAUAUCUUUGUUAAUUGCACAUUGACCCCCCAAAUUUUCAUUGUUUUGCACUUACUACUACUGUCAUUUCAUUGUUGAAGGUAGACCGCCUGGGUUAAAUUAUUCUCUUUUACUCUUUUAUUGCCUCUGGGUGAAAUUAGUUUCAUUGUUGCAGAUAGACCCCUGUAGGAUAAUUUGUUAAUAUCGAAUAUCUCCUGUAGUUUCAUUGUUGCAGAUAGACCCCCUCGGUUAAAUUAUUUUGACAAUUUCACCCUCAGAUAGGCUCAUUAAUUUACACGGGCAAAAUCUGCCAAAAUUUCAGCAUGGGUAAAAGUGUCAAAUUUUUUUUAACAUAAGGUCUUUCUGUAAUAAUGAAACUAAAAGGGCAGUAAGUGCAAAGCACUGAU